Molecule: messenger RNA, 1042 nt
Organism: Suricata suricatta (meerkat)
Lineage: Eukaryota; Metazoa; Chordata; Mammalia; Carnivora; Herpestidae
Gene: RIMS4
Product: regulating synaptic membrane exocytosis 4
Exons: 7
Coding region: 1-843 (280 amino acids)
Biological process (GO): regulation of synaptic plasticity; positive regulation of synaptic transmission; regulation of membrane potential
Cellular component (GO): presynaptic membrane; cytoskeleton of presynaptic active zone
Molecular function (GO): small GTPase binding; transmembrane transporter binding
Source: RefSeq, a predicted model, not a curated record
AUGACGGAACAGGUCAAUGAGGUGAAGGGCUCUAGGCCACGCAGAAGGAGCCGCCUCAGCCUGUCCGCCUCCUUCGAGGCGCUCGCCAUCUACUUCCCGUGCAUGAACUCCUUCGACGACGAGGACGCGGGGGACAGCCGGAGGCUGAAGGGGGCCAUCCAGAGGAGCACGGAGACGGGCCUGGCCGUGGAGAUGCCCAGCCGGACGCUGCGCCAGGCCAGCCACGAGUCCAUCGAGGACAGCAUGAAUAGCUACGGCUCAGAGGGCAACCUUAACUACGGGGGAGUUUGCCUGGCAUCAGACGCACAGUUCAGUGACUUUCUUGGCAGCAUGGGGCCAGCGCAGUUCGUGGGCCGCCAGACCCUGGCCACCACGCCGAUGGGGGACGUGGAGAUCGGCUUGCAGGAGCGGAAUGGCCAGCUCGAAGUGGACAUCAUCCAGGCUCGGGGACUGACGGCCAAGCCAGGCUCCAAGACACUGCCAGCGGCCUACAUCAAGGCCUACUUGCUGGAGAACGGCGUCUGCAUUGCCAAGAAGAAGACCAAAGUUGCUCGCAAGUCGCUGGACCCACUGUAUAACCAGGUGCUGCUGUUUCCUGAGAGCCCCCAGGGCAAAGUCCUGCAGGUGAUCGUGUGGGGGAACUAUGGGCGCAUGGAGCGGAAGCAGUUCAUGGGUGUGGCCCGAGUGCUGCUGGAGGAGCUGGACUUGACCACCCUGGCCGUGGGCUGGUACAAGCUCUUCCCCACCUCCUCCAUGGUGGACCCGGCCGCGGGCCCCCUGCUCCGGCAGGCAUCCCAGCUGUCCCUCGAGAGCACCGUGGGGCCCUGUGGCGAGCGAUCUUAGGGCCGGGGUGGGGAGGGGCUCCCCAAGAAGGCCUGGAGAAUGCCCAGCCCCAACCUGGGACCCCAGGCCCAGGGGCACAUUGAACAGAGGAGGAUGGGGUUCUCCCCCACGGUGGGGAAGCAGAAUGGGGAGACCUGACCCCCAGGGCCCCUCCUCACCCCCUCUUUGCCUCCUACCCCCAAGACCUCCCCUCUCCCAA